AUGCUCCCCCCCCCCUCUUUAAAGAAAUUACGCAUUUUUGCAGAACGUAUUAUGGCUAUACCAAUGGAGUACCGCGAAGAAAGCGAGAUGUAUACUACUGCGCACGAUUCGAACAUAUCGGAAACGACGAUAAUAUCGUUAAUAUCAUCAAUCAUCAUCCUUACACUCAUAUAUCUGUUAAAAAAGUACGUGCUGCCCUGGAUAAAAAUAAAGCUGGCGAAGCUGCACCUCGAAAUGCACCAAGGGGAGGAAACAUCAGCGCUUCCGUUAGUGCUGAGAGGAGAGAUGCCGGCGACUACGAAUACCGUAGUGAGCUGGAUAUGGGCUACUGCAGUUCUGCUAAUUCAUAUUAUGUACAACUCCGCAUGCCUCAGGAGAAACUUGAGAGGACCACCUGAACAGAUCAAUAUUUAA
Necator americanus (New World hookworm) is the source of this 414-nucleotide messenger RNA. RefSeq lists its product as uncharacterized. NCBI's taxonomy places the organism in Eukaryota, Metazoa, Nematoda, Chromadorea, Rhabditida, Ancylostomatidae. The record is from RefSeq and is a predicted model, not a curated record. Bases 1 to 414 code for a protein of 137 amino acids. The transcript has 4 exons.